AUGCCUCCCAAGAAGAAGGUUGAGCGCCCUGCUCAGGAGAACAUCUCCCUCGGUCCUCAGGUCCGCGAAGGCGAGCUGGUAUUUGGCGUCGCCCGCAUCUUCGCAUCCUUCAACGAUACCUUCGUCCAUGUUACCGAUCUCUCUGGCCGCGAAACCAUCUGCCGUGUCACCGGUGGCAUGAAGGUCAAGGCCGACCGUGACGAGUCCUCUCCCUACGCUGCCAUGUUGGCUGCUCAGGACGUCGCCGCCCGCUGCAAGGAGCUCGGCAUCACCGCUCUGCACAUCAAGAUCCGUGCUACCGGCGGUAACGGCACCAAGACCCCAGGUCCCGGUGCUCAGUCUGCUCUUCGUGCGCUCGCCCGUGCUGGCAUGAAGAUCGGCCGCAUUGAAGAUGUCACGCCCACUCCAUCCGACUCGACCCGCAGAAAGGGUGGUCGCCGUGGUCGUCGUCUGUGA
Molecule: messenger RNA, 456 nt
Organism: Cyphellophora europaea CBS 101466
Lineage: Eukaryota; Fungi; Ascomycota; Eurotiomycetes; Chaetothyriales; Cyphellophoraceae
Product: 40S ribosomal protein S14
Exons: 3
Coding region: 1-456 (151 amino acids)
Biological process (GO): maturation of SSU-rRNA from tricistronic rRNA transcript (SSU-rRNA, 5.8S rRNA, LSU-rRNA); ribosomal small subunit assembly; translation
Cellular component (GO): cytosolic small ribosomal subunit; ribosome
Molecular function (GO): small ribosomal subunit rRNA binding; mRNA 5'-UTR binding; structural constituent of ribosome
Source: RefSeq, a predicted model, not a curated record